AUGCCUUCCGACGUCAAGCCUCAGGACAUCACCGAGAAGAAUGACCCUAGUGUCAUGAGACAGUGGGAUGAAGCCGACUUCUCCACCAAGUUCGAGGAGUUUUACCAGAUCGUGGAUAACCUCAAGAUUGGUCUUCUAGGCACAUACCGUCCUGGUGUCGGACGCACCGGCCCCGACUUUCUUUUCCUCGCCAACGCACACUCGCAAAAGUUCAAGGACAUUGAAGCAAGCAAGGAAGUCAACAUUUCCUUCCAAGACACCAAGAGCCAAGACUGGAUCUCGGUAUCCGGCACUGCCACCACUGCUUCCAACAGCGAUCCGCGUAUCAAGGAGGUCUGGAGCCGUGGUGCUGCAGCCUGGUUCGGAGACCUGGGCGAUGGUGUCCACAACGGUACUGCCGAAGACCCCAGAAUGAAUAUUUCAUACUACAAGACCAAUGUGGGCGCUCUUGGGUACCUUAAGGAAGUUGUUGCUGCUAAUGUUACUGGUGGUGUUGCCAACACUGGUAACCUCAGACAGAUGAAGGAGGAUGAGAUUACAAAGGCCAGACAGCAGCACUCCAGCAUGAGCUCGUAA
Molecule: messenger RNA, 576 nt
Organism: Aureobasidium musti
Lineage: Eukaryota; Fungi; Ascomycota; Dothideomycetes; Dothideales; Saccotheciaceae
Source: the annotation of a GenBank genome assembly